AUGAAGAUGACAAUUUUGGAUCAUCUGGAACGAAUAAAAGAGGAGUAUAAUUUCAUCCAGACGCAAGUACAACAACAGCGAGUGGAAAUUGAGAAGCUCUCACAAGAGAAAGAAGCAAUGCAACGUCAUUACAUGAUGUACUAUGAAAUGAGUUAUGGUCUGAAUGUCGAGAUGCAUAAGCAGACCGAAAUUGCCAAGCGGUACAAUGCUAUUCUGUCACAGAUUAUUCCGUUACUUCCAGCCGAACAUCAGCAGUCAGCUCUUGCGGCGAUGGAUCGUGCUAGGCAGAUAAGUAUGGCUGAAUUACAUCAGGUUAUCGGAAGUCAAGUGCAUGCUCAGCAGCAAUUAGCAAUGCUUCCUGGUAUGGGUAUGGCUGCCCCCAUGAGUCUGGCAGCUCAAGGUCCUUUUCAUCCUAUUGCUGCUGUUGCAGCUGCGGCAGUAGGGAUGGGAACUAAACCAGAGGAAAAGAAUGAUGAUCGCAACUCGAGUCGGGCAUCGCGACCCCGUUCCAGCACACCGGAGACAAGUCAGAAAAGAGUAAAGGUCGAAUCAGAAGAUGGUGAUGGUGAUCUGGAGAUCGAUGUGCAAAAUGAUGAUCCCUCCGUAACAAAUGGUGUGAAUUUGAAAAAAGAUGGCCGGGAAAGUACCCAUUCCGUGUCAUCUGGCGAUUCGACACCCGGCAAAGCACGAAUUUCUAAUACCCUCACACCAGCUGAUGCCAUUGCAUCGAUGGCUUCGUCAGUGCUUGGCAAUCCGGCACUGGCUUCUUUUGCUGGACGAACUGCUUUACCCGCGAUGUUAGAUCCACAUGCGCAAGCUCGUUUCAUGGCUGGAAUGAGUCAGGCUGGAGCCAUGUCAAACGGAAAGCCUGCCUACAGUUACAAAACGACAGAAAGCGGGCAACUGCAACCCGUAGCAUUUCCACAGGAUGCAUUAAUGGGGCCAGGUAUACCGCGUAUGGCACGAAAAGUCCACGACUUGCAACAUGGGGAAGUCGUUUGCGCAGUAACAAUCUCACAUCAAAAUCGACAUGUUUACACAGGUGGCAAAGGUUGUGUCAAGAUAUGGGAUAUAUCCAGAGCGGAAACGUCGAAAAAUGCGAUCUCAACAUUAGAGUGCCUCAAGGACAACUACAUUCGAUCGUGCAAAUUGUUCAAUGAUGGUUCUACCUUGAUUGUUGGGGGUGAAGCACAAACAAUUACUGUCUGGGAUCUGACGACAGAGAAAGUGAAAAUAGAACUUGACAGUGAAGCACAAGCAUGCUAUGCCCUAGCAAUUUCACCAGACAACAAAUUGUGCUUUUCAUGCUCGGCUGAUGGAAAAAUUAUCAUUUGGGAUCUUGACAGCAAAAAAAUGAUUCACUGCUUACCCGGACAUCAAGAUGGUGCCAGUUGUGUUGAUCUUUCAAACGAUGCCGUACGAUUGUGGAGUGGUGGUUUAGAUAAUACCGUUCGUUCAUGGGACCUGCGUGAGCGGGUUCAGUUACAGCAGCAUGAUUUCCAGUCACAAAUUUUUUCUCUCGGAUGCUGUCCAUGUGAUGAUUGGGUUACCGUUGGCAUGGAAAAUAGUAAUGUUGAAGUUCUUCAUGUCAGUAAACCUGAUAGGUAUUCGUUGCAUAUGCAUGAUAGCUGUGUGCUAUCAUUAAAAUUUGCGCACAGUGGAAAAUGGUUCGUUUCAACGGGCAAGGAUAACAUGUUAUGCGCAUGGCGAACACCCUAUGGAGCAUCACUUCUUACGGCUAAAGAAAGCUCGUCAGUGCUGUCUUGCGAUAUAUCUUUCGAUGAUAAAUAUAUUGUCACCGGAUCUGGUGAAAAGAAAGCUACCGUUUAUGAGGUGGGUUACUGA
Cercopithifilaria johnstoni is the source of this 1845-nucleotide messenger RNA. The record is from the annotation of a GenBank genome assembly. Lineage: Eukaryota; Metazoa; Nematoda; Chromadorea; Rhabditida; Onchocercidae.